Messenger RNA from Geodia barretti, 448 nucleotides. The record is from the annotation of a GenBank genome assembly. Lineage: Eukaryota; Metazoa; Porifera; Demospongiae; Tetractinellida; Geodiidae.
AGAGACGGUGGACAAGACAGCAUCAGAUGUGGUGUUUCCUGCUCACCCAGACCAACUGGGGGACUUCUCAGUGGAUCUGAAUGAGAUGGCUCAGAUCACCAUCCCAAUAGACCCUCUAUUGGGACUCGGUCAUGAGACCACUACACAACAGCUUUCACUGGUUCACAUGCUCUUCAGAAACAUUGAAGAUUUCUUACCCACCAACACUGCAGUGCUAAGCAACAGUAGGGCGGAGUCUCUGGUGUUGUCAUCUCAACUGGUUGGACUGAGUGAGGAUAAGAUCCCAGUUGAUUUGUUCAGGGACAACCCCAUAACACUCAACUUCUCCUUCACAGCAAAUUUUGAGAAGUCCAAUCUGUAUGUUGGAGUCUUUUGGGACUUUUCUGACCCGGUGGGUACUGGUGGGUGGAGCUCAGAGGGGACUCAGCUCAUUAGUAACAUGACGAGG